Molecule: messenger RNA, 1634 nt
Organism: Nanorana parkeri
Lineage: Eukaryota; Metazoa; Chordata; Amphibia; Anura; Dicroglossidae
Gene: CDS2
Product: CDP-diacylglycerol synthase 2
Exons: 13
Coding region: 145-1479 (444 amino acids)
Cellular component (GO): endoplasmic reticulum membrane
Molecular function (GO): phosphatidate cytidylyltransferase activity
Source: RefSeq, a predicted model, not a curated record
GCGGGUGCUCGCCAGGCGCGCUCCUGCUCCUGAGUUGGAGAAGGAGAUCGGGGAACUGCACGUCACGGUCCCGACGAUAUUGGGGGCAUCAGCUUGGGAGAUUCGUAGCGGAGCCCGAGUGUUCCAUCCCUGCACAGGACCAGGAUGACAGAGCUGAGGCAGAGGCUGGCCCGGGAGCCGGAGGCAGAGGACAAGGAGAUUGAACCUGAUAUCAAACUUGAUGGCGAGACGGCAUCUGACAGCGACAGUAAAACUGACCCUGCCAGUACUCAACAAGGCACUCCGACUGAUGACACUCCAGAGGUCCUCAACAGAGCUUUGUCCAGCCUGUCAUCCAGAUGGAAAAACUGGUGGGUCAGAGGCAUCCUAACAUUAGCCAUGAUUAGCUUUUUCUUCAUCAUCAUCUACUUGGGACCUAUCGUGCUCAUGAUGAUUGUGAUGUGUGUACAGAUUAAGUGUUUCCAGGAGAUCAUUAUGAUUGGAUACAAUGUCUACCAUUCUUAUGACUUGCCUUGGUUCCGGACACUUAGUUGGUACUUCUUGCUAUGCGUCAACUAUUUCUUCUACGGGGAAACCGUCACAGACUAUUUCUUCACUCUAGUACAGAGUGAGGAGCCCCUCAGAAUCCUUAGCAAAUACCAUCGAUUCAUCUCCUUUGCCUUGUACCUGAUGGGGUUCUGCAUGUUUGUUCUGAGCCUGGUGAAGAAGCAUUAUCGUCUCCAGUUCUAUAUGUUUGGCUGGACGCACGUCACUCUGCUGAUUGUUGUCACCCAGUCUCACCUAAUCAUUCACAAUCUGUUUGAGGGCAUGAUCUGGUUCACUGUGCCCAUCUCCUGUGUGAUCUGCAAUGAUAUCAUGGCCUAUAUGUUUGGCUUUUUCUUUGGCCGAACGCCACUCAUCAAGCUGUCACCCAAGAAAACAUGGGAAGGCUUUAUUGGAGGUUUCUUCUCUACCGUUGUGUUUGGAAUACUACUUUCUUACGUCAUGGCUGGAUACAGGUACUUUGUGUGCCCCGUGGAGUAUAAUAGCGACACCAACAGAUUUACAGUGGACUGCGAGCCAUCAGACCUCUUUCAGUUACAGGAAUAUCACAUCCCUGCGCUCAUUCAGUCUGUCAUUGGCUGGAAAACUGUCUGGAUGUAUCCCUUCCAAAUCCACAGCAUCGCCCUUUCUACGUUUGCCUCACUCAUUGGGCCUUUUGGAGGAUUCUUCGCCAGUGGAUUCAAAAGAGCGUUCCAGAUCAAAGAUUUUGCAAACACCAUUCCAGGCCAUGGAGGUAUCAUGGAUAGGUUUGACUGUCAAUACUUGAUGGCUACGUUUGUAAAUGUGUACAUUGCCAGCUUUAUCAGGGGUCCCAACCCGAGCAAACUAAUCCAGCAGUUUUUAACUUUGCGUCCUGACCAACAAAUUCAUAUUUUCAACACGCUGAAAUCACACCUAAUGGAGAGGGGGGUGCUGGGAAAUGGGGAGGGUGUUUAAAGCAGCUGUGUAUCCAGUCUGGGCGGCACCUCCAACUGGCGCAUGUGGGUUCACUGUACAGCAACACUGUUCCAGACCUUCACGGAGAGGACUCAUUAACCCUUUUGCUGCUGGAGAUGGUCCCAGAAGUCGUUUUUUUUUUUUUUUUAAACAUU